GACCCAUUACAGAGACCCGACACGGCCCAAAACCGAAUGUCCUGGUUCGCGGCUCGUUAAACCCCUAAAUUAAACCCUCUCCUCACUUCAACAACGACAGCAAUUCCCUCAACAAAUCCGCCGCCGCCGCUUCGUCGCGUCUGAAAGCUGAUGCUUGAUGUUGUGGAGGAAUCAACACCUUCAGAAAAUAUGGAGUCAGUGGUUUACUAUGAUGCCAUGAAAAGGAACCUCAACAAUGUUCCAUUUUAGUCCUAAGCAAGUGUUACUUUUACUAUAACUGUGUUUCGAAGAGUGAAACUGACUCUCGACUCUGUGUGUCUCCUCUAUCUCUCUUGCUGGUUCUCACUUUGUAAGCCUAUCUCCAAGUCAAGGACCGGAGGCCACCUCUCUCGCCCUGUGACACAAUAUGAGAGUGAAGAAACAGAAGCGUCAUAGGAAGAUAGUGCGGUUCUAUACAGCAUGUUAUGGGUUCAGACAGCCAUAUAAGGUGCUCUGCGAUGUCACUUUUGUGCAUCACCUUGUCACCAAUCGCAUCACCCCAGCGGAUAAGGCCCUUUCUAAUAUCCUUGGUGCCCCCGUCACGCUAUUCACUACCAAAUGUGCUGUUGCCGAGUUGAAGAUGCAUGGUCCAAGUCUUGGUCCCUCCCAUUCCGAGUCUCUUGAGGCUGCUAAUAGCCUCGUUACUGCAAGGUGUGACCAUGAAGAUACCAUGAGUGCUGAUGAUUGCAUCAUGGAUGUUAUUGGGAAAAAUAAUUCUGAGCACUUCUUUGUUGCUACUCAGCAGGCUGAUCUUCGUAAGAGAAUUCUCAAGAUUCCAGGUGUCCCGGUUGUAUAUGCUCUGAGAACUGCCCUUUUGCUUGAGGCACCAUCUGAUACCCAACGCCAGUUCGUGAAAACUUCUGAGGAACAACGUUUGCACAUGACCGACUUGGAAUAUAAGAUGUUGGAGAAGACUGUAAGAGGCACAAAGAAUAUGUUUGACGUUGGUUCUGGAGAUCAGUUCUUGGAAGUGCCGGCUGUUGAAAAGAGGCGUGCUACUAGGAAAGAAUUGGGUGUGAAAGAUGAAGUAUUGUUCAAAAGAAAGAAAGCAAAGGGUCCAAACCCCCUUUCAUGUAAGCCGAAAAAGACUUCGAAAGGACCUGAUUCAGGGAAGGAAAGGAAUAAUGAAGAUGCAAGUGUGAGGAGUAGAAAGAAGCGAAAGAGAUCACGGAAAGGCAAAAACCCUGUGAAGGCAGAUGGUUAAUGACCCCUCAGCAAUAUAAUGGCUUUCUUUGGUUGGCGGUUUCAUUAGUUGCUGGAAGCCAGUCCGUAAGGCAUCCUUUCCAAGGUCUCCUCAUCUCUUUGGAGCACCUUUCUAGGGAAGGAUAAUCGAGGUCUUGGAACUGGAACUACACUAUUUCUCAGAUUACUCAUCUUGUACCAAUUUCCAAAAUCAGAAAUUGCAUUGAUCAGAAUUAGUACCUCACAAUGGUACCUAUACCAGAAAGCUUUGUUUAUCCUAAAAUA
Molecule: messenger RNA, 1506 nt
Organism: Argentina anserina (silverweed cinquefoil)
Lineage: Eukaryota; Viridiplantae; Streptophyta; Magnoliopsida; Rosales; Rosaceae
Exons: 2
Coding region: 407-1243 (278 amino acids)
Cellular component (GO): small-subunit processome; nucleolus
Molecular function (GO): small ribosomal subunit rRNA binding
Source: RefSeq, a predicted model, not a curated record